ACAAUAACCUUUACAUACUCCACAAAAGUUGCUCUCACUUGUAACUCGGAGACUCCACCAUGGCUCGCUCUGCAUUGUUGAAGCUGGCCUGUGUGCUGCUCGCGUGCAUGGUCGCAGCGGCACCUGCGGCUCGAGCAGCGGUCACAUGCGGCCAGGUGACGGGCGCUAUGACCCCGUGCAUUCCCUACGCAAGGAGCGGCGCGGGGCCCGUGCCGGCGACUUGCUGCAACGGGAUCAGGUCGCUCAACUCGGCGGCUCGGACCACCCCGGACCGCCAGGCCGCCUGCAAGUGCUUGAAGUCGGUCUCGGGAAGCAUCUCCGGCCUUAAUUACGGAGUCGUUGCCGGGCUUCCUGGGAAGUGCGGGGUCAGCAUCCCGUACAAGAUCAGUCCCAGCACCAACUGCGACAGCGUGAAGUGAAAAUGGAUUAUACGACUACGUUUCAGCUUCUGAGAUAGCAAGAGUUAGCUUCGAAUAAAAUGAAUGUGCGACGAACCAAUACUAG
Messenger RNA from Rhodamnia argentea, 504 nucleotides. RefSeq names its product non-specific lipid-transfer protein 1-like. Gene Ontology annotation, cellular component: membrane. Gene Ontology annotation, molecular function: lipid binding. The coding region runs from base 60 to 419 and encodes 119 amino acids. The record is from RefSeq and is a predicted model, not a curated record. Gene Ontology annotation, biological process: lipid transport. NCBI's taxonomy places the organism in Eukaryota, Viridiplantae, Streptophyta, Magnoliopsida, Myrtales, Myrtaceae. The transcript has 2 exons.